Messenger RNA from Panicum virgatum (switchgrass), 1633 nucleotides. Its product is annotated as probable purine permease 11. Lineage: Eukaryota; Viridiplantae; Streptophyta; Magnoliopsida; Poales; Poaceae. Gene Ontology annotation, cellular component: membrane. Bases 291 to 1451 code for a protein of 386 amino acids. The transcript has 2 exons. Gene Ontology annotation, molecular function: purine nucleoside transmembrane transporter activity. The record is from RefSeq and is a predicted model, not a curated record.
AUGCGAUCAACGUUAUCCUCCUUUGGAAUCUUUUGCAGACAUCGUUGAAUUUUUCGAGCAGGGGGGCACUGAACCAUAGGAGGAAAUGAAAAUAUCUGUCAGUACUAGUCGUAGCUCAUGAGUCAGCAAAUGUUGACAGCAAAUUCAGACUUUUGCGCAACGAACUGUCUAUUCUUUCUAUCCCUUGACGGUUCACUUGUCGAGUUGCUUGUCAUCUUCAGACUUGCAGCGUACAAAUCUUGAUUGCUAUCUCUUCGCUGCAGCCUGCAUGCCAUUCCUAGAGCUUCAAGAUGGGUGAAGCUGGUGAAAUUCAGCUUCAGAUCGCAGGUAUCCGAGGCCAUGAAGGCGGAGACGAUCAUGUGCAGAGGGCCGGGAACGGUGGUGCGUGUCCUCCGCCAGCCGCGGCGCCGCGGCCGGCGCUAUCGAAACGGCUGGCGUGGUGGGCGGUGGUCCUCGUCAACGUCGUGUUCGUCCUCGCCGGGCAGAGCGUGGCCACGCUCCUCGGCAGGAUCUACUACGACCAGGGCGGCAAGAGCCUGUGGAUGCAGACGGUGGUGCAGUCAUGCGGCACGCCGCUCGCCAUCCCGCUGCUCCUCUACUUCCGGGCCAGGAAGUCCUCCUCCUCCGUGGCGCCGGCUGCCCGGCCGCCGCUCGCCAAGCUCGCCGCCAUCUACGCCGGCCUGGGCUUCCUCCUCGCCGGCGACAACCUGAUGUACUCGUAUGGCCUCCUGUACCUGCCCAUGUCCACCUACUCGAUCAUCUGUGCGAGCCAGGUCUCGUUCAACGCCGUCUUCUCCUACUUCCUGAACAAGGAGAAGUUCCGGGCGCUCAUCCUCAACUCCGUCGUGCUGCUCACCUUCUCGGCGGCGCUCGUCGGCGUGAGCCACGGCUCGGACGGGAGCGGCAGCGACAUCCCCAAGGGGAAGUUCCCGGCGGGGUUCGCACUGACGCUGUCGGCGUCGGCGCUCUUCUCCCUGAUCCUGUCCCUGAUGCAGCUGACCUUCGAGGAGGUGCUCAAGAGCGACACGCUCCCCACCGUGCUGGAGAUGCAGUUCUGGAGCAACACCGCGGCCGCGUGCGUGUCCGUGGCCGGGCUGUUCGCCUCCGGGGAGUGGCGCGGCAUCGCCGGGGAGAUGGCGGCGUACCGGAAGGGCGAGGUGGCGUACGCCAUGACGCUGGCGUGGACGGCCGUCUCGUGGCAGCUCUGCACGAUGGGGCUCAUGGGGCUGGUCGCGGCGGUGUCGUCGCUGUUCACCAACGUGAUCAGCACGGUGGGCACGCCGCUGUCGCCCGUCAUCGCGGUGAUCUUCCUCGGCGACCGAAUGGACGGGGUGAAGCUGCUGGCCAUGCUCAUAGCUGUUUGGGGACUCCUGUCCUACGUGUACCAACACUACCUCGACGACCGUGCCAAGGAGGAACAACUCCAAGCUGGAAAAAUCUCCGCAGAAUAAUGCUUGAUUUUUUUUUUGUUUCUGACACGACCAACGAUCACAUCACAUUGCUACUUAGAUCUUUUUGGAUCACCUAAUAGACUAAACUUUGAUAUAAAGCAAGGUUGUAUUGAUAUAUAUGGGGCCUAUGCAAAAUUAAAAUAUGUUCUCAAUACAAAAGAAGUUAUCUUUUUAUUCAUCAA